AUGCAAGGACCCCGUAACGCUCAGACAAUGUCUAAGGCAUCGUUUGUCGAAUGUUUAAGUGAGGCUGGUCGCAAUGAUUUCCUUGAGAAGGCGAAAAACCAGAGUUUCAGAAGUAGUUCUGGCACUGUCCGUGUCCAGCCCGCUAACCCAAAGUUUAAGAAGCACCGUGAUUGGGCAUUGGACAAGGCCACCGGAUUGCUUAGGAGUGUUGCGCCUGGCAAGGCUGUGCAAGCCGAUUUCAAGAAUCGCAUUGUGAAUGUUGACGGUGCCAAGAUAUUCGAGCAGUCCAAGACGGAUUUGGAGGAAGUCUUUGCGCCUCCCUUUACAUUUUUUCUUUGA
Prorocentrum cordatum is the source of this 339-nucleotide messenger RNA. The record is from the annotation of a GenBank genome assembly. NCBI's taxonomy places the organism in Eukaryota, Dinophyceae, Prorocentrales, Prorocentraceae.